CGUUUUUUCGUGGAUGUGGCCCUCUUGGACGCGAGCGCGGGAAAUCACCAACAACCUGUCACAUCACCGUUGGGUCUCUUUUACCUGGAAUUCCAUUCGCUGCUGUCAUGUAUUAUUUACUCUGAUAAAAGGCGGCUUCGACUUCGGAAAGCGCGAGCAUUGCUUUGACGUGCGCGAAAAGGACAAGUACACACCACCGAAGUCCCACCCAACUGGCAGUGAGGAACGGUGGCCGACCCGAGUGGUACUGCGCCAGUUACCGGCCGAUGCGGUGUUAAGUAAAGCUCAACCGAGUCCACUUCACCUUCCGUGAUGAGCAAGACAGACGUUGCCGUGCUGUACCAUUUGCUCCUGGGCAUGUCGGAGCAAGAAGUACGCUCCUUGAAUGGAGGCAACCUGUGGUGGCUACCGGAUCUUAGCACUCUUACGGUUCUCCAGGCGAUCAACGCCAUCGGCAGUGCGCUGCAAGCUUUCCGCACCCUGGACAGGCGUACUUACUGUAUCGCCUGGAUUUAUUGCCGCCUGGCAGAGCUUCAACUUAUCCGAUGCUGGCACUCGUAUUCCCUGAGCCCCUGUGCGGCGGUGCUGACCGGCGAUUUCAGACUGGAAGAGUCCCUGGCGUCCGCCUUGGAUUAUCCUGGAGGCCACACCACGCACGCAAAGAUCGACGGCGACGAAGGCGUCUACGCUUGCAUCAUGACCACGAAACCGACACGCGCGACAUCGGAACACGAUGUCAUCUGUUUGUGCAUGCCCCGUUCACUGCCGCACCUUUUCGCCAGUGUUCCCCCGUUCACCGAGAGCCGCUUCGAUGCCGCUCUCGAAGCUGUACUGCGAGUAAGGCCCGCCGAAAUUUACGACGGUUAUUGCAUCGAGAUGCGUAAUGUAUUCGCAAACGCCCGCCUGAUGGCGGCGUCGUCAUCCACCGACGCAGAACAGCGCCAGAGAAGUUGUAACUGGUCUCCAAGUCCUCCGACCUACGUGCACAGAAUGUCGCCAACGAACCGGGAUGGCUCAAAUGGCACGUGACAAGGGACCGCAUGGAUUUUUUUUGGCGAAGACUGCGACGCUGUCAUCGACCAGAACUGGACGCCUCCAAUCCUCUACAACAAUUGGACCAACAUGAUCUACUUGGUAUGCCCCAUAUGCUGAAUCCAGCGCUACAAAAGGCUUCUGUUGGGAAGGCGUUGAACAGAGAUAAUGGCGUCCUAGUCCAAAUGAAUACAAGGUUAUGAAGUUUCGAUAAACAAGACUUUCACGAACAUGCCGUCCUUCAAGUCAACACGAGCCAUGCAAUGUUUGUCGUGACUUUUCAGUGGCUGUGUUGUAUUCAUCACGUGGCCGCUAUAGUUUGCGGCCCAGAAUUCCUCUUUCUUAUAACAUCGGCGGAGAACUUACUCCUCGCGCCGACAGCACAAGUGUUUUAAAUAGUGACCCUAGAACAAAAAUCGGGUCCAUUGUUUGCGUUCGUCUUGAUAAUUAAAGUCAAUACGUGGUCCGGGCGUGUUGGCAACAAUUUCUUGCGGCUUCCACAUAAGUGGGCGAGUUUACAUUUGCAGAAUUUCUAACAACGUAACAGCCCAAGAGGGGAAGAAAGAUUGAUGUAGGCGAUCAUGAGCCGCUGUGAAGCAUAUUCACCGUUUGAAGCGGCUCAUCUAAAUGAUUCGUGCGGAAUUCACCUCUGCUCUUCGAGAAUUGAAUAAAGCAUUUGUAAUCUCCAUUGCUAGGGAUACCACCCGUACUGUGCUUUUAUUAUCUUGGACGUCUUUUAUUAGAACUGCUUUCCAAUGGUUUUGUGUAAAACUUGGCUGUAUAUUAAAUGGCGCCGUUUGAU
Dermacentor silvarum is the source of this 1834-nucleotide messenger RNA. RefSeq lists its product as uncharacterized. The transcript is spliced from 2 exons. The record is from RefSeq and is a predicted model, not a curated record. NCBI's taxonomy places the organism in Eukaryota, Metazoa, Arthropoda, Arachnida, Ixodida, Ixodidae. Bases 313 to 1029 code for a protein of 238 amino acids.